Molecule: messenger RNA, 2733 nt
Organism: Opisthocomus hoazin
Lineage: Eukaryota; Metazoa; Chordata; Aves; Opisthocomiformes; Opisthocomidae
Source: RefSeq, a predicted model, not a curated record
AUGACCCUGACUGAAAAACUGCGCGAGAGGAUAUCGCGGGCGUUCUACAACCACGGGCUGCUGUGUGCUUCCUACCCCAUCCCCAUCAUCCUCUUCACUGCUCUCUGUAUUCUGGCCUGCUGUUACCCGCUGCUGAAGCUGCCGCCGCCCGGCACGGGGCCCGUGGAGUUCCGCACCCCGGUGAAGGAUUACUCCCCACCCUCUCCAGACGCGGGUCGGCAGCAGGGGGAUCCCGGCGAGCGUCCCGACUGGUACGUUGGUGCUCCUGUGGCCUACAUCCAGCAGAUCUUCGUGAAAGCUACCGUCUCCCCAUGGCAGAAGAACUUCCUUGCUGUUGAUGUGUUCCGUUCGCCGCUCUCCCGCGUCUUCCAGCUAGUGGAGGAGAUUAGAAACCAUGCCCUGAGAGACAGUUCUGGCGUCCAAAGCUUGGAGGAAGUUUGCCUUCAGGUAACGGAUCUUCUGCCCGGCCUCAAGAAGCUGCGGAAUCUGCUCCCCGAACACGGCUGUCUGUUACUGUCUCCAGGGAACUUCUGGCAGAACGACCGAGAGCGAUUCAAUGCUGACCCAGAUAUCAUCAAAACCAUCCACCAGCAUGAACCAAAGACGUUACAGACGUCAGCUACGCUCAAAGAUCUGUUGUUUGGGCUCCCUGGGAAGUACAGCGGGGUGAACCUCUACAAUCGGAAGCGAGUGGUGUCGUACACUGUCACACUGGGUCUCCAGCGCUAUGAUUCCAGGUUCCUCAGCAGUCUCCGCUCUCGCCUCAAGCUGCUGCAUCCCAGCCCUAACUGCACGCUGCGAGAGGAGAACAUCGUUCACGUCCACUUCAAGGAGGAGAUCGGCAUCGCUGAACUGAUACCCCUCGUCACCACCUACAUUAUACUCUUCGCUUACAUCUACUUCUCCACACGGAAGAUCGACAUGGUGAAAUCGAAGUGGGGCCUGGCACUGGCAGCGGUCGUGACGGUGCUCAGCUCUCUGCUCAUGUCCGUGGGGCUGUGCACGCUCUUCGGUUUGACACCUACUCUGAAUGGAGGAGAGAUAUUUCCAUACUUGGUUGUAGUGAUUGGCUUAGAGAAUGUGUUGGUCCUCACCAAGUCGGUUGUCUCCACGCCCGUUGACCUGGAAGUGAAGCUGCGCAUUGCCCAAGGCCUGAGCAAUGAGAGCUGGUCGAUCAUGAAGAACAUGGCGACAGAGCUCGGGAUCAUCUUGAUCGGGUAUUUCACCCUCGUCCCGGCCAUCCAGGAGUUCUGCCUCUUCGCCGUCGUCGGCCUGGUGUCCGACUUCUUUCUGCAGAUGUUCUUCUUCACCACCGUGCUGUCCAUCGACAUUCGCCGUAUGGAGGUAAGGAAGGGGUCGAGAACGCAGGGGUUUGCCUUGGGAUUUCCUUCUCUGCUGUCGUGGAAGGAUUCAAUAAAACACACCCUGCGAUUUUCACCCUCUAAACAGAAAAGACCGAGCUGUAAAAGUUCCAGGGCAUUAUUUCCUGCUUCUUUCAGGACCCUGCCCCUGCCGAAGAGGCUGCGGGUGAUCUACUUCUUCGCCCGGACCCGGCUGGCCCAGAGGCUCAUCAUGGCUGGGACGGUGAUCUGGAUUGGAAUCCUGGUUUACACGGAUCCCGCUGGUCUCCGCACCUACCUCACGUCGCAGGUCACUGAACAGAGUCCUCUGGGUGAAGCAGGUCUGCCUCCCAUGCCUGUUCCUGGCGGGGUCCUGCCUGCAGGGCACCCCAAGAUGGAUCUCUCGGUCUUCCCGUCGGACCCGCUGGAGCUGUCGGAAAACCAGACGCAGCAGCGUGAGCAGAAGUCGGGGCUGGAGACAAACCAGCACACUUGGGCCCAGGGACCGGAGGGCAAAGGGAACGGACAGACGGAGCUUGGAGCUGAAGCAGAGGUUACCUGGGGAGCGGAGGACGAGGAGAUUUGGAGGAAGCUUUCCUUCAGACACUGGCCAUCUCUUUUUGGCUACUACAACAUCACUCUGGCCAAAAGAUACAUCAGCAUCCUCCCAGCAAUCCCGGUCACGCUGUACCUGAACCCGCAGGAGGCCUUGGAAGUGCGGCAUCCCCAGGAGGCCAACCGCUACCACCCCUUCUUGUCAUCGAGCAGUGGGAAGCUGGGCGCUGGAGCGCAGCCCGACCAAGCCUCCGCCAAGCUGCAAGGGCACCAGGAUGUCACCCUUUACAAGGUGGCUGCUCUGGGCCUGGCCUCGGGCAUCAUCCUGGUCCUGCUGCUCUUCUGCCUGUACCGGGUCUUCUGCCCCAAGAACUACGGGCAGAACGGGCUCUCGCACAGCCGCAGGAAGAGGGGGGACCUGCCCUGCGACGAUUACGGCUACUCCCCGCCCGAGACGGAGAUCGUCCCCUUGGUGCUCAGGGGUCACCUCAUGGACAUCGAGUGUCUGGCCAGCGAUGGGAUGCUGCUGGUCAGCUGCUGCCUGGUGGGCCAGAUCCGCGUGUGGGACGCUCAGACCGGCGACUGCCUCACCGUUAUUCCCAAGCCCAGCCUGGGGGACGAAGCUUUGAUGGGAUUUGACAAAUCAUCACCGCUCCCUUCCUGGGGAGGUGACAUGGAGAGCUCUGUCUGGAGCCUGGACCUGCGAGGGAACCUGAUCGUGGCUGGCCGCAGCAACGGGAAGCUGGAGGUCUGGGAUGCCAUCGAGGGGACCCUCCGCAGCAGUAACGACGAAGGCCAGUCGGGCAUCACAGCGCUCGUCUUCCUCAACAACAGGUAA